This is a messenger RNA of Staurois parvus, 255 nucleotides long. Lineage: Eukaryota; Metazoa; Chordata; Amphibia; Anura; Ranidae. The record is from the annotation of a GenBank genome assembly.
GCACCUAUAGGCAGCACUGAUGGGCACUGAUAAGCAGCACUGAUGGGCACUGAUAGUCUCCAAGCUGCGGCCCUGGGGCCGGUUGUGACACUUUGCUCAUGGGGCCCCCGGGCAAUAAGGGAUCAUGGGGCCCCUGUGUCCUUGACCAAACUCAAAAAAGCCUAUGAAAAAGAUACAAGGGGCAUCUCAUGGGGCCCCCUAUUGACACCGGGCCCUCGGGCAGUGCCCGAGUUUCCAAAUGGUCAGUCUGCCCCU